AUGCCACUAUCCUUUGUCCGCCUCUCCGAUGCGCCCAAAAAAGUGAAAUCGAUAAAGUCCGCCUUCGAGAGCGAGAGCUUCGAUGCCGAUGGCACAAUCCACGUCGAUGGCCUAGUGGGAUCCGCAACCAUCUCGCCUUCGGGUCGAGAUGUUGCUCUAGCAUCCAGAGCCAUUACCGAUGCCAAUUUCUCCGCCCACCACCCCGAUUCUCUCGCAACUUGCGCAGUGGACGGAUAUGUCUACUGUUGGGACCUUCGGAGGCCCAGACAGCCAGUCCUGGCCUUUUGUGACUGGUUUGCCGGCGCCACCCAGGUCAAAUACAACCGCCAGGACCCAAAUGUUCUAGCCUCUGCCCAUGACCGCUGGCUUCACAUCUGGGACGCCAGGAAGGCAGCUGAGCCUCUCAAAACUAUUGAUGCCCACACAUCCAAGAUCUACGGCAUCGAUUGGAACCGCACCAUAUCCACCGCCCUUGUUACGUGUUCUCUUGACAAGAGCAUCAAGUUUUGGGAUUACGGCAAAGAUGAUAAAAAGCCCCAGAGGAUAAUUCGCACAGAGUUCCCGGUCUGGCGAGCACGGCAUACACCUUUUGGCCAUGGCCUACUGGCGAUGCCGCAGACGGAGCCAGGCAACCUGUUCCUCUACGAUCAAUACCUUGACCCCGAGACACCCGUGGACGGCACGGUCAAGCCCGCGGCCGUCUUUCCGGGCCAUGGGAACCACAAAGCCAAGGAGUUUCUCUGGAGAAGCCGUGGCGGUGUGACCAACGAGGGGGUGGAUAACCGCGAAUUUCAGCUGGUCUCUUGGGGCGAGGACAACGAGCUGCGUCUUCACAAAGUCGAGCAAGAGCUUUUGGAGUCUGUGGGCCACGUUCGGGGGAAGCCAUUGAUGAAGAAUCUAGGACUCACUCGAAGGGGUGCACCCUACAAAACCUUUCGCACUGUCGACGAUGUGGUCCAUCGCGACCGCCGGAGCCCGACCAUGAGUGACCGCCCCGGCAACGGUGGGCAGCUUCGACACAGUGCUCUCAGCAGCGGCCUGAAUGCCAGUAUCCGCCGUACCGGGCCCUCUUGGCGGGCCACGUCCAUGAAGGCGAAAACAAAUACAGGCAAGCACAUGGAUAAGACCCAACUCCAGAUUGGCUGGAUGAAGGGCAUCACCAUGUCAAAAAGGAAGUCUAGUUCUGAUGCCCCCAGCCGAGCUGGUCCUGAGGAUUCGGGCCUGUUCGGUCAUGGUUACGAUAGCGGCUGGGGCGAGCCCGAGGCCAUCCAGGAUGAGUUCCUCCGUAUCAGCAACCAGCUUCCCAACGUGAAGUGGGAAAACAUCGACAUGGAUUCUCUCUCACUGAACGCGUCUUUGAAGGGGCCGUGGGGCGUCAACCGCGAAACAAUCUUCAUUAAGGUCAGAGUGGAUAUUCCUACCAGCUACCCGAAGAGCAAGGCCCCCAGGUUUGUCGUUGAGAAAUCUUCGUUUAUGCCAGACGAGACGCAUCGGAAGCUUGAGCAUGAACUUCACGAGCUUGCAACCCGCUUCCUGCAGCGAAAGCAAAACUGCCUUUAUACGGCAUUCACAUACCUUCUUGGAGAAGCCGACUUGGAGUCCAGCACCGCUUUCUUCCACAACGUCCGAGAUCUUGAAGACGACGACGCCCUCGCUGAUGAGAGCUCGAGCGAGGAGGACGACAACGACAUCCCCGCUGGCGGCUCUGCAUCCAUGUCGCAGGAGCUCAGUGCCAGUACCGAACUGGACCCUUCGGCAACUCUAGUCUCGGCCCAGCGCCAGGCGGUCACUCCGCUGCCCAUGUUUUGCGGGGCCAGAUUCUCCAACGACGGGAGCCAACAACGGUACACAAAAUCAAUCUGUGGUACCAGCCAGGGCGCCGCUUCCGGAAGACCUGGAGCGCCAACGAGUCUAUACGGUCAAGCGGCGGUGGGACUGGUGCUGGGACGGGAACCGGCACGGGGACAAGCCGUAAACGGCCUGAGAUACACGACCUUCAGCACAGCGGACAACCUGUGCUUGUCAUUGCAAAGGACGCCGUUUCUUACGCGGAUGAGAGAGGAAGGCGAAGGAAAGGUCACAACCCCGGGGUCUAACUUGGCCGGUCGUGUUCGAUGGGGCCAUCACCCGCUCGCUCGGGAUCUGAUCAACGAUCUCUUCGACUACUUUGAGCAGAUUGCUGACAUUCAGAUGCUGGCCAUGCUGGCGUGUAUCUUUGGCGAUUACUCUAUCGAAGAGGAAGCAGCCAUAGCAGCGUCUCAUCUUCCUCAGCCAAAGACGCCACUACCUAUGAAGGCUCCUUCGUUUUCGCUCGAGUACUUCCCUACCGAUCCCGCGCUCUGGAACUUGAAUUACAAUAAGAGCCAGGCGAGUUCGGGUAUAACAACUCCUAGAACAGCCCACACCCCGGCCAUGUACUCGGACCCGUCAAGCUCCGAUGAAGUCUCGGGCUCUCUCGAACCGCAAUCAUACUCAUGCGGAGAGACCCCCCCUAACCAUGCUCGAGACCAUCUACGGGGUCCUAGCCAAACCCAAAGUCUGUCCACGUCCCCCAAUAACAGGCUAUUUCACCGGUCCAACUCAACCGUUGCUGCCGCGAUUGCUGCUAGUCUCCCGCGAGCGCUUGCUGGCAUGGUAUCAGGUUCUCCGCCGGAUCCCAUUCGGAAGCGGCUAAGCCCUGCUGAGACUAUGCUAAGCAACCUUACCCCCAACGCUCUUGCGUGGCCUGGCUCCGCUGUGUCUGGUGGUGGCUUAGAUACCCCUGGGACAUCGCGGACAUCGUUCUCAGAGGACGAAUAUUGGAAAGAUGACCUCUUCUCCAUGGUUCCCAUCGCGGUGUCUUGCGCCCCGAAAAACCAAGGUCUCUUCGACGAUGACGGUUGGAUGUCGACGCCGUUGAUAGACGGUGCCCGCUCCCAACUAUACUCCAGCUACCGCUACGCCUACGCCGAGAUGCUUCAGAUGUGGGGCCAACCUCUCUCACGGCUCGAGAUCAUGAAGUUUGAUGUCCUCAGGGACGACACGCUCUCUUCCGGACACUAUAUCGAGGACUCCGCGCCCAACAACACCCCGAUUUAUGCCACUGGCGCCACCUCUCCAACAUCCCCCUUUGCCGAUCGCCGCAGCUUUUUCAAAGAACUCCUCACCUCCGCUCGCGGGGUCGACGUAAUAGGGUUCUGCGGUGUGCACCCAGGUAUCCCGCUCGAGCCGGUGGAAUACCUUCGCCCAACACAAAUCAUCCCCGCCACUAUCAUCAAUGGUGCACCCGGCUCCGCGAGCCACGGCGCCAGCAGCCCUGCGCCCAUCAUCAACGGCGCGGUCGGCGUCUGCUACCGCUGCACCGCCGAGCGCGAGCACGCCGAUCUGGUCCCGCAGACCGAGCUGGUGUGCGUCUACUGCUGGGAGCCUGCGGUGAACCUGUAUGUGCCGUGCAUCACGUGCGGCUGCGUCCUGCACCAGACCUGCCUCGCCGAGUGGCACGCACUGGGCGCCAGCGAGUGCCCCGCCGGCCACGACUGCCACUGCGCUGAAGAGGCCACCAGCCAGGCUCCCGGCAGCUGGGCCGGCUUGCGCGCCGCGGCGUCGAUGCGGAAUCCUACGGGCGGUGAUGGGGGGAGGGGGCGAGAAAGGGGCGGUAGCAGCGGCGGUGGGGAUGACAGUGGUGGUAAUACUCGAUCGGGCGGCGCGACGCCCAGGUCGGCGCGGUCUAGACGCAAGUCGGCGCCGGCGGAUGCCGCCAAGUUCCAUAUGCUGCGCAGGAUGAACGACUCCCCCGUCACCAUUGGACCGGAGACCGGGCCCGGCACUGGGACCGCGGUCGCGACCACGCCCGGGGCUGGAAGCGGUACAGAGACUGCCAGCGUCCGGUCCGGAGCGGGCGGUACCGGCAGCGCCGCCGGUAGGAUAGGCGCCACCGCACGCAGGCGGGGCCAUGAUGAUAGCGUCAUUGAUAGGACGGAUCGCGAGAGCAUGGGUUCGCCCGGCCCGCAGCAACAGGGAGAAGGCAUCCCCUCGGUCACGGUCACGGGCGCCGGGGGCUUGCUGGCGGGCGUGAAACCGCCGCCGCGCGGGGAGGAGCCCAUCUCAGCGGCGCAGCUGAGCUUGGGGAAGAGGUUGAAGAAACAGCUGGAGGAUUCGGGACGGCCGGGAGUGCCGAGGCGGAAUUCGGGGGGUUUGGCGAUGUGGAAAACGUCGAAUGGUGUGUGA
Messenger RNA from Chaetomium globosum CBS 148.51, 4206 nucleotides. RefSeq lists its product as uncharacterized. The transcript has 4 exons. NCBI's taxonomy places the organism in Eukaryota, Fungi, Ascomycota, Sordariomycetes, Sordariales, Chaetomiaceae. Bases 1 to 4206 code for a protein of 1401 amino acids. The record is from RefSeq and is a predicted model, not a curated record. Gene Ontology annotation, molecular function: protein binding.